AUCAUCUGCCUGGACCUGGCAGAGGAGAUGGCUCUGCCCAAACUGGAGUCCUUCAAUGGGUCCAAGACCAACGCCCUGAACAUCUCCCAGAAGAUGAUCGAGAUGUUUGUGAGGACAAAGCACAAGAUCGACAAAUGCCAUGAGUUUGCACUGGUGGUGGUCAACAACGACGCCACGUGGCUCUCAGGGUUCACCUCGGACCCCCGCGAGGUCUGCAGCUGCCUCUAUGACCUGGAGACUGUCGUCUGCAAGUCCUUCAAUCUGGAAGGGCUCUUCAACCUGAUCCAGCAGAAGAUCGAGCUGCCGGUGACGGAGAACGUGCAGACCAUCCCGCCCCCCUAUGUGGUCCGCACCAUCUUGGUUUUUGGCCGCCUGGGCUGCCAGCCCCAGUUCUCCAUGUCAGAGCACAUGAAGAAGAUGCUGCAGUGCCCCUACUUCUUCUUCGACGUGGUCUACAUCCACAACGGGCUGGAGGAGAAGGACGAGGAGACGAGCUGGAAGGAGAUGUAUGCCUUCUUCAGCAGCCUGGACACCAAAGGCACGAACUACAAGUAUGAGGUGGGGCUGGCAGGGCCGGCACUGGAGCUGCACAACUGCAUGGCCAAGCUGCUGGCGCACCCCCUGCAGCGCCCCUUCCAGAGCCACGCGGCCUAUGGGCUGCUGGGGGAUGACGACCUCCCCGAGAGCGAGGCCACUGUCUGA
This is a messenger RNA of Mesitornis unicolor (brown roatelo), 702 nucleotides long. It is a transcript of the gene BABAM1, whose product is annotated as BRISC and BRCA1 A complex member 1. Lineage: Eukaryota; Metazoa; Chordata; Aves; Mesitornithiformes; Mesitornithidae. The record is from RefSeq and is a predicted model, not a curated record. The transcript has 7 exons. Gene Ontology annotation, biological process: double-strand break repair; protein K63-linked deubiquitination; mitotic G2 DNA damage checkpoint signaling. Gene Ontology annotation, cellular component: BRISC complex; BRCA1-A complex; nuclear body. The annotation marks the transcript as partial.